UUUCACAUGUUCACUUUCAUUUCAUGAUUUGUUGUGACAUCGGACUCAUUCAGUUAGUGUGCCCGGAUCAUCGCAGAAAUGUAUGAAAAGGAGAAAGAAAAUUUAAAGCGCUGCAGUGAUUAUUUCACAAAGACUUUACGACCGUCAUUCAUCAAAGCCUUCAUGAUUGAUCACCUGGAUAAUGUGACAGUGGAGACGAUUUUGUCUGAGGAGGAGACGUCUGUGACUGCAGCUGCGCAGUUGCUGCUUGAUAAGAUGUAUGAUCUAAAUACAGAGGGCUGGUUUCAAGCCUUCAUCGACAUCCUAUGGGCCUCAGAGUAUAAAGGUCUGCAUGCGGCCAUUACGAAUUGGGACUUCAGUCAGUUUGAAGCCUUGCAGGAACACAGAAAGACUCUGGAGAUGAUUGAACCGUCCAUCGCUAAACACAUGAAGCCCAGUGAGCUGCUCACACACAUGAGUGACAUUUUCAAACAAAAAGAGGCUGAGGAGAUCAGAGCUAUGGAAAACAAUCGUGGUAAAAUAGCUGCCAGUGAGAUGAUGGUGAAGAUUCUCCUGCGUUCAGAUCAACCAAGCUGGUUCAAAGUGCUGAAGAUGGCUCUGGAGGACUGUAAUUUAACUCACGCCUACCAAUUACUGGAACCAAAUGAAAAGGUUUUAAAGGUACAGGAUGAGGACAUGGACACCUCCACGACAGAAACAUUGUGUUUUGAGAUAAGAGAAGAAGGUGAAAGUGAAGACACCCUGCCGAUGAGCGCCAACGACAUCAGUCAUCCAGAGAUGUCCGGCGGGACGACAGGGGUUGGGACCAGUGUACGUUCAGGUGAAAGGAAACUCAGAGAAUAUCAGAAGGAGCUCACCGCUGCUGCCGUCAACGGACAAAACACCAUCAUCUGCGCUCCUACAGGAUGUGGAAAAACUGUUGUUGCUUUGGCAAUCUGUGAGAAUCACCUGAAACAGUUUCCUGACAAAACAAAGGCAAAGAUCGUCUUUUUGGCAACAAAGGUUGACGUCUAUGAACAGCAGUAUAAACUUUUUAAGGAGCAUUUCCUUAGCAAAGACCCCAGCAUCAGGGUGACGGGGAUGUGUGGUGAUAUGGACGAUCUGCCUGUGCUUUGGCUCAUUGAGAAUCAUGAGAUAGUGGUAAUGACGGCCCAGAUCCUGGUCAACGCUCUUCACAGCGGAGAGGUGGCGUCUCUUGAGCUGUUGACACUCAUACUACUGGACGAGUGCCACAACACAACCGGAAAACACCCGUAUAACAACAUCAUGACCCGUUACUUGGACAUUAAACUCAACGGCAGUACACACUCAUUGCCGCAGGUUGUGGGAUUGACGGCAUCAGUUGGCAUCGGAAGUUUCAAGAACCAGCCAGAGGCAGAAAACAAUAUCUUACAACUCUGUGCCAACCUGGACAGCAGAUCCAUCACCACAGUGAGCAAACACCUGGAUGAGCUCAGGUCUUACGUGCACACACCUAAAAAAGAGUUUUUUGAGGUUUCUCAGCGGACGUCUGAUCCCUUCAUCAGAAUCAUCAGACAAAUCAUGAGUAACAUUGAGCAGCUGGCACAGAAGGUCUACAACAUCGAUAGCCUGACAAACAUCCAGAACCGUGAGUACGGCUCUCAGACGUAUGAGCAGUGGAUCGUAUCCGUUCAGAAGUGCUGUCGAGUUCUGCAGAUGAAUAACUCUGAGGAGGAGAGAAGAAUCUGUCGAGCGCUCUACAACUACACUGAACAUCUGCGGAAAUAUAAUGACGCUCUGAUCAUCACUGAGGACGCCCGAACUAAAGAUGCGUUGGAUUAUCUGGAUGCCUUUUUUGAAGACGUCCGAAACGCCGGCUUCGAUGAAACUGAAAGGGAACUCACCGCCUUCUAUGACAGUCAGCGGGCGCAGUUGCAGGAUUUGGCCACUGAUGGGCAGCAGAACCCUAAACUAGAGGAGCUGAAGUUCAUUCUGGAGGAGGAAUAUCACAAUGAUGAUCAGACUCGAACCGUCCUCUUCGUCAGGACGCGAGCCCUCGCUGACGCAAUGAAGAAAUGGAUCGAAGAGACAGAUUCCCUUAAAUUCCUGAAUCCCGAAAUUUUGAUCGGAAAAGGACGGAAAUCCAACAGCUCGAGAAUGACUCUGAGCGGUUUGAAGGGCGUUCUGGAGUCUUUCAAAAGUUCUGAUCACAGUAAGAUCCUCGUCGCCACAUCUGUCGCUGAUGAAGGCAUCGAUAUCCCACAAUGCAACCUGGUGCUCAUGUAUGAGUAUGUGGGGAAUGUGGUGAAGAUGGUACAAGUUAGAGGUCGUGGUCGGGCACAGGGCAGCCGAUGUUUUCUUAUCUCCAGUUGUAAGGAGCGGAUUGAGAAGGAGAAGCUGAACAUGUUUAAGGAGCAGAUGGUGGAGAAAGCCGUCACGCGUCUGCAGAGCAGCCCUGAUGAACUCAGUCACAAGGUGGACAUGCUACAGAAAGAAGAUAAGGUACGAAGAGAUCACAUCAGAUCCAGUCCUGACAAACCCAAAACUCAGGCCAGCUAUCAUUUACUCUGUGCCAAAUGCAAGACUUUUGCUUGUUCAAGUGAUGACCUCAGAGUUGUGCAGGAAUGUCAUCACAUCAUUCUGGAUCAUUCCAUCUUCGACCGCUGCACAACCGCUCCUCAUAAGAGACCCAAAACCUUCUGUGGUCUCACGAAGAAAGAGAAGAUGCUGUGUGCCGAGUGCAAAUUUGACUGGGGAAUCAUCGCAUCAUAUCUCAACAUACAGGAUCUGCCCGUGCUGAAGAUCGAGAGUUUCGUGCUGAAGGACUGUGAGACUCAGAAACAGCUCUACUUUAGAAAAUGGCGCGAUGUGACGUUCACCAUACGAGAGUUUGACAUAACAGAGAUCACACCAGAAACCUGGCCAUCAACCCCUUAAAAUAACAAUGUACGGUUAGAGGAACACUGCAUUAUUUGACAAAAAACUUCAUGACAAACAACUAAAAAAAGAAAAAACUAAACAUGUCACAUAUCUUUGGAAAGCUGAGAUUCUUGUGAUUUGAAUGAUGUAAGAUACAAUCAACACAGCAGGCACAAUUAGUGUCUUUUUAGGCAAUAGUUUUUAGCCCUUUUCAGGAAUUUAUACAUUCAUGAUUACAUCCAUGACAUUGUAGUUUGUGUCUAAAACAUCUUAAAGACAGAAGAUUAGAAUAACUAUUAACAGUCCAAAAAUGAUCAAGUCAAAGUCCACCAUAAAAACCCUGCAAAUGACUUAUAUAUUAAAAAUAUACAUGUACAAGACUUAAAAAGUUGUAUUGUAUUUGUGACCCUGGACCAUAAAAAAACAUUCAUGAGUUGAGAUUUCAUUGAGAUUUCUACAUCAUCUGAAAAAAUUAGCUUUUCAUUGAUGUAUGGUUUAUUAUGAUAGGACUAUCUGGAAUCUGAUAUAUAUAAAACCGUUUAACGCACAGGUAGUUCCAGUCAGUUUGAUUAAAGUUAGAAAUUAAUCCACUACUAUAAACAUUGGUAACCAUAGUAACACAGUUACACUUGCAGAGAGAGCGAGAGAGAGAUUUCCAACUGUUUGAUUUUUGUUUUCAUUUAAUUUAAUCCAUUUCAAUAAAUGUAAUGUGUCCUUAUAUAGUAAUCGUGGUUAGAGACGUCGGUUUUAUUUCACACUUUACAUAAUUCAUUUAAAUAAAUGAUUAGUUCAAAUAAAGAUUGCCUUGUCACUGUCA
Messenger RNA from Paramisgurnus dabryanus, 3697 nucleotides. It is a transcript of the gene rigi, whose product is annotated as RNA sensor RIG-I. Gene Ontology annotation, cellular component: cytoplasm. Gene Ontology annotation, molecular function: ATP hydrolysis activity; ATP binding; double-stranded RNA binding. NCBI's taxonomy places the organism in Eukaryota, Metazoa, Chordata, Actinopteri, Cypriniformes, Cobitidae. The record is from RefSeq and is a predicted model, not a curated record. Gene Ontology annotation, biological process: cytoplasmic pattern recognition receptor signaling pathway; antiviral innate immune response.